ACAUCUCUAAUCUCUGCAAACGACUGAGGAGUCCUGUCACGUUGUUACAGAAAUUUUUGUGGGUCUAAAAGCCUUCAUGUACCACUCGUAAUGGAAGAAAGGAUGAGAAGCAGACUUGAUAAGCCUGUAACUUUGCAUUUUGGUCCCUAUUGGGCUUGGGGCACGAUGAAACAUCGGAUGCAACGUCUCUACGGUCUAAUAACAAAACUGGAAGAAUUAGGAUACAAUGUGAGGCUUGAUCCUUAUGAUAUCUGGGACCAACUUGAAAUCACAGUUAAUGAAGUGAUAAUCUUCAAAUGCCGACAGACGUUUUUAAAAUAUAACUGUGAACAUGAUGAAGACCCUGUAUGCAGGAGAGCAGUUGAAGCUGUGACAGAGAUGUAUCCAAAAAUAAUUACUGCUGCACUAGCUGUGGAGAAAGUUGAAGAAUUACCACCAGAAAGUCAUCCAGCAGUUGCAGUUCUGUAUGAUCUCAUCAAUUCCCUUCCAUUACCAGAGACUCCAGUGGAAGAAGUCCUGAGGACACUGUUGGAGUCUCUGCCACUCAUUGACACUAUUCCAGAAUCAAUCAUUUAUUCCCUCUUAAAGACACUUUGGCUCUCUGACAGUGUUCCAGAGGAAAUGAUUCUUGAACUGGUACGUAAAAUUCCGACAUAUGCUCCAGAUGCUGCUUUACGUGCAUUGAUGGAAUCUGUCAUGCAGAGUGCUGCAAAGUAUCCUCCACAUGCAAUUUUACGUGAAAUGCUUCGACGGCUGCCAAUACCGACAAAAUGCAAAUGCAGAGAAAAGAAGCAGCCACCACCAAAAAUGCGUGUUACACCAAUGGUUUGUACAUGUAAAUCAUUAAGUGAAAUAGAAGUAAGUGACAUAAGAAUUAGUGAAACAGGGAUAACUGAAAGAGCGAGAAGUGAAACAGCAAUAAGUGAAAUGAGAAUAAGUGGGACAGGGAUAAUCGAAAUGACAGUAAGUGAAACAAGAGCAUCUGAAACAGAAGAAGACAAAACAAAAGUCAAUGAUGAACCAGAAGCAACAAGGCAUGUCAGUUGGGGCAGUGAAAAAGACAGUCCGUAAACAAAAUUAGCAGGAAAAUUGUGGCUAACUUUAAGCACUAUCGCCUUUUUGCUAGAUAUUUCACUUGAAUUGAAAAACUGCCAAAUAAAAUCUGUUACACUAUAAACUGAAUUUAAGGUGGUUAGUGAUUUUUUACAAAGAAAGAAAUGGAAAAUACGAAUGAACAGCUGAAGAUUUGCUGUAAAGAAAAUUUUUACUUAAAUGAGUUGAGCACAUAUGUUUCUGAAAUUAAUAAACACUUAUCAGCAGAAAUUCUCUCUGCAUAAAUUUCUUUUUUUUGUGUGUGUGUAGAAUGGGAGAGAGAUAUUGUACUCAUCAAGAGAAAUAUUUCAUGUUAUUACAGAUGUGUUUAAUUUUUUAAUGGUGUACUGUGUUUUCAGUUAACUUUGUAUUCCCAUUUUUGCACAAUAUUUCGCCUCAGUUGUCUCUUUCAGGUGCUAUUGUAUGUACUUACAAUGCGGACUUAUUUCGGACUGAACUAUUGUUGCUCACAGUCUGUUUUUUAUCAAUGUGACUAUGGCACAGGAACCGAAUUCACAGACAAAUUUACUAAUGCACAGUAGGAUUGUGAUAAUCAUCUACAGAUAUCAACAAUGCAGGAAACAAGGUCACUGCUUACAGUAAAGAUGACAUGCUAAGUUGCAGGCAGGACAAAUUAAGAUAGUGUUACACACAAGCUUUCAUCGGAAGGCAUAUCAUUCAUUCACACAAAAGCCAGCACACCUUAUGCACACAUGACCAUCAGCUAGUAUGAAACUUGUAUGAGCAAUAAAUUUUCACCAUUGACAACAGGAAGGCAAGAAAGGGAGUGGUGGUAAAGCACAUGACUGUCAGAUUGUGCAUUAGUGUCCUACAAUAAGUUCAAAGCCCUGCCACAGUAUCAUACAGAGUGAGGAUCAGUCGGUGAUAUGCUCAACAACCUCCCUAAUAUUAUUUGGGAGGCUCAUAUUAUGUGCCUGCUCCAAGUUUUGUCUACCAUUAAAGUGUAUGUAAUCA
Molecule: messenger RNA, 2067 nt
Organism: Schistocerca gregaria
Lineage: Eukaryota; Metazoa; Arthropoda; Insecta; Orthoptera; Acrididae
Exons: 2
Coding region: 91-1071 (326 amino acids)
Source: RefSeq, a predicted model, not a curated record